AUGGAAAUUCCACAAAUCACCUCCAAACUCUCCACUCGACCUGUCCAAUUCCCAGAUUGCUGUCUCUCCAUAUCCACAACCCUACUCCAUACCCUAGCAAGUCUGCUCCCCAGACAGCCCGGAUUCACACUCUCCAUAGGCAGCGGCUCAGGUCUCCUUGAAGCACUUGUCUCGCAGUCUGAUCCUCAAAUAUCCAUCGAGGGGGUCGAAGUGGCUUCGGAUGUGAACCGGUACAUUGCCGAGGAACAUAUGCAUGUCGCAGGUGGUGCCUGGGAUCUGUAUGCUCGGGCGAAGCAGGCUAGUGCGUGGAUGUUUGUCUAUCCGCGGGAACCGAGAUUGGUCUCGAGGUACAUUGAGACCUAUGGCAAUGGGGAUGAGAAUGGGGAUGGGAGGCCUGAAAUGAUUGUUUGGUUGGGGCCGAAGGUGGAUUGGGUGGAUUAUGAGGUGUGUUUUCGGCAGUCAAGGUACUGUGAGUUAUGGGUUUUGGGGGAGGAGGAAGGGUUGGCGCCUUAUGAGAGUGCUGUUGUGGCCAGGCGUGUGUAG
Molecule: messenger RNA, 543 nt
Organism: Penicillium diatomitis
Lineage: Eukaryota; Fungi; Ascomycota; Eurotiomycetes; Eurotiales; Aspergillaceae
Exons: 1
Coding region: 1-543 (180 amino acids)
Source: RefSeq, a predicted model, not a curated record